UAGCUACGGUGUCUUUUCAACCUUAUUUACUGCAACGUUGAUAUGGCAGUUUAGAAUUCUCACACUGUCUGCCUCUAAUUUCUUUUUCCAGAUUUUAUAAACUCAAGACAUUCGUUAUCGCUGUUCAUUGUGCACUAUCUUUUUAAUUAAAUUUGGGUGGAUAGUGUGCGCCUGCUGGGUCGCAAGCUCAUUUUUUCUUUGUUUUCUUUUUCGAGAAAGAGCUGAUCAGCUCCCUUAACUCACACUACUUUGCAUACAAUGCCAGCACACAAAGCAGCUACUGGCUGAACUCAAACUACUACAUUUGGCAAUAGUUGUAUUUAAAAGAUGUUCGAUCCAACAAUUACUGAUUGAUUAGUUUGACCAGUUCAUAUAGUCGGUCGAUCACAACUACUCGAUGGUUCUUCAAUCUGGUAAUUUAUUCGAAUCUUAUCGAAGGAUUUACUUUUGCAAGAAUUCCAGCCACUCGUUUGAGCGUCACAUUUGUAGGGUAGUAAUGCAACCGUUAGAUGAAACGGACAACGUAAAAGUAGCCGUGCGGUGCCGGCCAAUGGAUAAAAAAGAAAUAGCAAUGAACUGCCAGUCUGUGAUUUCGGUGAGUGAAUUGGAUGGAUGUGUAAUAUUAAAGCGCACGAGUUCAUGUGAUGACCCUCCGAAACAAUUUACUUUCGACCUUGUUUUCGGUUGUGGAAGUAAACAAACUGAUAUUUACAACAUGGUAGCGAGACCAAUUGUUGAUAAAGUUUUAGAAGGAUAUAAUGGAACUAUAUUUGCUUAUGGACAAACAGGUACUGGAAAAACAUUUACAAUGGAAGGGAUCAGGUCCGAACCAGAACUGAGAGGUAUUAUUCCAAAUUCAUUUGCCCAUAUAUUUGGGGCAAUCGCAAAAGCUGAUGCGAAUACGAGAUUUCUGGUUCGUGUUUCAUAUCUGGAGAUAUAUAAUGAAGAGGUUAGAGAUCUUCUUGGAAAAGAUCAAUUUGCACGUUUGGAUGUUAAGGAGAGACCAGAUAUUGGUGUGUAUGUUAAAAAUCUAUCUUCGUUUGUUGUACACUCCCCAAAUGAAAUGGAUAAAUUGAUGUCAUUUGGAAACAAAAAUCGUGUAACUGGUGCAACUAAUAUGAACGAGCAUAGUUCACGUUCACAUGCAAUUUAUACAAUAACGAUUGAAUGUAGCGAACAUUCGGAGAAGAAUAAAACAUUACUUCGUCAAGGGAAACUACACUUAGUUGAUUUGGCUGGAUCUGAAAGACAAGCAAAAACUGGUGCAACUGGAAAACGUUUACAGGAGGCGAAUAAGAUAAAUUUAUCGUUAACUACAUUGGGUAAUGUGAUUUCUGCAUUGGUCGAUGGUAAAUCAACACACAUACCAUACCGUAAUUCCAAAUUAACCCGACUAUUACAAGAUUCACUAGGUGGAAAUUCUAAAACUGCUAUGAUAGCAAACAUAUCACCAGCCGAUUAUAAUUUUGAUGAAUCAUUGAGUACAUUAAGAUAUGCGAAUCGGGCAAAAAAUAUAAAGAAUAAAGCGAAGAUAAAUGAAGAUCCAAAAGAUGCAAUGCUACGUCAAUUCCAAAAAGAAAUUGAACAACUCCGUAAACAGUUGGAAGAAGGUGGCAUACCUUCAGACCCAAAAAAUGCGGAAGAACAAGAUAGUGAUGAUGACGAUAAUAAUAAUAAUAAUAAUGAAAAUGGUACGAUCGAUCACAAUGAUCGAGAAAACAGAUUGAAGAAAUCAAAAGGAAAUACAGUAAAACUGAGUAAACAAAAAAUGGCUGAAAUUCAGCGUAUGAUUGAAGCUGACAGACGUAAGUUAGAAGAAGAGAAAGAUAUGGCUAUAGAGGAACGAAACCGUAUUCAGAAACAUCUUGAGACCAAAGAAAACGAAUUAAGACAAGUUGAAGCAACUCGUAAUAAUCUAACAAAACGUAUGGAAGCAUUACAAAGUCGUAUAAUUGUUGGAGGUGAAAAUUUAUUAGAAAAAGCUGAAAUACAAGAAAAAUUAUUAGAAAAAUCAGCGACUGAAUUACAAAAACAACAAUUACGUGCGGAACAAUUACAUCAAAAAUUAAAAGAAAAAGAGGAAGAACGUAUCAAUAUUGAAGAAAAAUAUAAUAAUCUACAGGAAGAAGCUGCGGGAAGCGUAAAAAACUACGUAAAUUAAGUACAAUAUAUUUGCAAGCCAAGUCGGAACUUGAAGAUCUGAAAAAUGAACGCGUUCGUGAUAUGGAAGGCUUAGUAGAUAAUAUACGUCAAUUGGAAAGAGAAUUGGCUCGUUAUACUCUAAUCAUCGAUCGAUUUAUUCCACAAUCAUACCAAGCUCUCAUUGAACAAAAUGUACAGUGGAACGAGGAUAUAGGUGAAUGGCAAUUAAAAUGCGUAGCGUACACAGGAAAUAAUAUGCGAAAACCUGAAAAGCAAACACCCGAACCUCCGAUCGAUCUCGCACACGUGUACUUGAAAUAUACGGACGUAUCGAAUUCAGAACCGGGCCACAAGAAAACUAAACCAACUAGAAAAUAAAACCUCUUCCC
Messenger RNA from Schistosoma mattheei, 2531 nucleotides. NCBI's taxonomy places the organism in Eukaryota, Metazoa, Platyhelminthes, Trematoda, Strigeidida, Schistosomatidae. The record is from the annotation of a GenBank genome assembly.